Messenger RNA from Daucus carota subsp. sativus, 1085 nucleotides. Its product is annotated as tetrapyrrole-binding protein, chloroplastic. Bases 180 to 941 code for a protein of 253 amino acids. Gene Ontology annotation, cellular component: chloroplast. The record is from RefSeq and is a predicted model, not a curated record. The transcript has a single exon. Gene Ontology annotation, molecular function: tetrapyrrole binding. Gene Ontology annotation, biological process: chloroplast-nucleus signaling pathway. NCBI's taxonomy places the organism in Eukaryota, Viridiplantae, Streptophyta, Magnoliopsida, Apiales, Apiaceae.
ACCCAAUCAAAUCCAUUCUCUGUAUUUUCCCUCUUCUCUUCACUCUCACAUACUUCUUAUCUAUCCUUUCUUCCAUUCAUCCAUCCAUUCCCUCAACUCACACUCCCCAAUCCAAUACUUUUACUCCCUUCCAACUCCUCCGUACAAUCCAUUUCAAUUUAUACAUACAUUUCUUUUAAAUGGCCACCCACACUCUGCAAUCCCUCCACCACCACUCCUCCAUCCGGCCGCGCGUGGACCCACGCGCCCCCACCCCCACCUCAUUCCCCGCCACUCUAUUCCUCCAAACAAACAACCCCGUCAUCUCCAUUUCCUCAAAUUCCAUCUCCACAACCCCUUUCCCCUCCUCCGCCGCCACCUCUGUUUCGGAAACCUCAACCACAAACACCUUCGAGACCCUCGAAACCCACCUCAAAAACCAAGAUUUCCGGCAAGCAGACGAGGAGACGCGCCGCCUGAUCAUCGAACUCGCCGGCGACGCCGCCAUCAAGCGAGGCUACGUCUUCUUCUCUGAAGUUCAGUUCAUCCCCGCCGCUGAUUUAAAAACCAUAGACUCUCUAUGGAAACAACACAGCAACAACAAGUUCGGAUACAGUGUGCAAAAAAAGAUAUGGCGGAAAUGCAGCAAGGAUUUCACAAAGUUCUUCAUCAAAGUUGGGUGGAUGAAGCUUCUAGAUACAGAAGUUGUGCAGUAUAAUUAUAAGGCUUUUCCUAAUGAGUUUAUGUGGGAAAUGACUGAUGAUUCACCGCCUGAAGGACAUUUACCAUUGACGAAUGCUCUGAGAGGUACCCAGUUGCUGAAUUAUAUUUUUAUUCAUCCGGCUUUCGAAACCGGCGAUGAGAGUGAUGAUGAAGGUGAUGAUUUUGGUGGCAGUGGUGCUGGGGUUUUUACAAAGCCUUUGAGUAAUACUACAGGGUUUAAGACGGAUUAUAGCUUCUGAUUCUAAUGUAUUUUUUCCCUUUUUUGAAGUGUACUAAUGUAAUAAUUUAUGUUUGUGAGAUUGAGUACUUGAUUUUAAUAACAUGUAAGUCAUAUAUUUGUGGAAUUAUCAUAAAUUUAAUAUCAAAUGGUUAUCUUCGAUGUA